CAUGUGUGGACCACACCCAAAGUCCAAAUACAAGACUGGGGAAGUAGCAGAUUUUGUUUGCCAGGGCCAGGGCAUGUUUUAAAUAGCUGGGUGAAGCUGUUAUUAGGAGCGCGAAUUAUUUGCAAAUUGAUGAAAUAGCUGAUACAAGAGGGGCCCAGCAAUGGUCCGCCGAUCGCUGCGUCAUUGUUUUGCUCAUUUGCAUACAACACGUGCUUUCAGAGAACAGUAACGGAGGAAGAUUUGACAGCUGAGUGAUGUGUUGACGAUGAACGGCAGUCAUGCGUGACGUUUACCAGGAGGACAGCUUGGGAUGACUCUUCAGCAUAAACUAUGUUUCAUUGCAAUUAUUGUUUUAAAUUUGCUUCAGGCGGGAAAGGGACAAGCACAGAAGAAGCAAUGAUAGAGAAGCAUCAGCUUGCACAUCGUAUGGAUUUCAUGAAAUACGUUCCAGUCACGUAAGGAUUGAAAAUGUUAUUUUUCACAUGAUGGAUAAUGCACAUGGAUAUGUGGACACUAUGCAGUAACUUGCUGGUUGAUAUUGGUGGAGGGAGAGUGUUUAAGGGAGAUCAGCUGAUUCCUCAGAAUCCCAUGCAUCAAAUGGUAAUGCCCACGGACAGCGCAAGGGGGGUCGCAAUGACAUGUGACAGGUGUCACUCAAAGAUGCAAUCCAUUGCAGAACUGUUGUUGAUAUCAUGUGACGCGCGACCGGUGUCCAGUGAAGAUCUUUCACCUUUCACGAAAUCCUACUCGCGUUGUCGGGAUGAAAUCCUGGAUAUUUUACGUCGGUUGAGCAAUUUGAUGAAGGACGUUGCUUCUCAAGUCAGCAGCGUGGCCGCAGUUCACUGGCACGACAUCAGCAACUGUAUCCAAGAUAUGUCUGAUUUUGUUAUUAGACUUGUUGAAUGUUGCGGUCACAUUGCCUACCUCAUUGCAAUCGAUUUCCCCGAUUGUUCCCCAUCUCAAGCAGGAAUUAUCGACAGGUAUAAAAUCUGUCGAGCAAAUCUAGACAUAAAAAUAAGCUGCACUCGACUCAAACGAUCAAGACUUCACGACCUUCAUUCGCAGUUUCUAGUCGAUAUAUGCUCAAAUAUAUCCCAAGCUUUGUCAAUAAUGACGGAUGUUUGUCGUACCGCAGGUGAGAAUGCCUCCGACUCGAGUGACCAAGAACAGUUUAAGCUGUGUGUGAAAAGUGUGACUUCUAGUACAAGUUGUUUGAUUGCUAGUAUCAAGUGUUUUAAAUCUCAUCCCAAUUCUGGACACCUUGGUCGAAUUGUUGCCUUCUGUGAUCCUGUAAUGACGGCCAGUCAUGCCCUUGUGACUUUCACAACCGAAGACGGGUUUAUCGGGAAACCUGCCCACCUCACAGCUGAUGCCAAGGAAAGCCAGAAGUCGAUUUUAGGUGCCUGUAUGAGCAUCGUGUCUGCCAACGUCCAGACAUGUCGAUCCGUGCGGGACCUCGCCUACGACGUGAUGAACGCUCGGCAUCGCGAGAGAAUAGCUCUCUGUACCGAGUCCAUGGAUCGGGCGUCGUCACAGCUUCAGGACAUCAUCAUGAGCUACAGCAUCGACGACGCCUCCUCCGACACAACAUCAUCGACGGUGUCAUCAACCUCUUCCAGAUAGAUCACUACAUGCAACAAACAAGUGCUUUAUACAAGUUAUAGAGAUAUAUGUCAACAAGGUGCAUGUGUAAGUCACACACACAAACAAAUCAAUGAAAGAUUUCAAAGUCAUGAGACUACUUCAGUCAUUUAAUCUGUCAUAUUACCGUAUUCGACGUAAUAAGCGCCCCGCUCUAAUAAGCGCCCAAGAAAUUGGUUUGUGAACAAUCCCAAUGAGCACCCCUUCCGAUUGAUCAAUGUACACAAGACUUAUUUAUUCG
Messenger RNA from Haliotis rufescens (red abalone), 1882 nucleotides. Its product is annotated as talin rod domain-containing protein 1-like. Lineage: Eukaryota; Metazoa; Mollusca; Gastropoda; Lepetellida; Haliotidae. The record is from RefSeq and is a predicted model, not a curated record. Gene Ontology annotation, molecular function: actin binding. Bases 493 to 1623 code for a protein of 376 amino acids. The transcript has 2 exons.